CCGUGCUCAUAGCCUUCGCACGUCACAAGAUUUUAUUUUAUAUAAUUAUAAACUGUUAGCUGGUUGUUAUCAACCAUGUCGAAACGAAAAAUGUGUGAAGAAAAUGACGACAUCAGGAGGAAGAUUAAAUUACUGGAAUUACAAUUGCUACGAAAUUCCAAGCGACAAAGAAUCAUGAUUCAUUCUGAUCACGAAAAUGAAGAUUGUCCCACAACUUGAACAAGACGCUUACAUUGGUUGCCGUGAAAUUGUCCGGAAAUCGUUAUCACAGAAAUUAUUGAACGAUACGUCCAUAGAGAUUAUAAUGUCAUCCCUUUCAGAAAAUACUUACAAGCAAUAUGACAGUUGUUUAAAGAGUUGGUUAAUUUACUCUAAUAAUCAUUGUAUAAAUUAUUUGAAGCCGUCUGUUACCGAUGUUAUAAAUUUUUUAGCAUUUAUUUAUGAAAAUGGUGCUCAAUAUGGUACAAUAAAUUCGCAUAAGUCUGCGAUUUCUUUGUUGUUAGGUCCGGCAUAUCUAGAAGACGAGCGAAUUAAAAGAUUCAUGAAAGGUGUAUUUCGUCUAAGACCGACUGUCCCAAAAUAUGAUUUAACUUGGGACCCUGGUAUUGUUCUUCGUUAUUUAUCAAAUAAAGGGCCGAAUGAUUCACUUGAUUUAGAAAAUUUAUCAAAAAAGUUGUCAACAUUAUUGGCACUUGUAACCGCACAUAGAGUGCAAACUUUGACCUUGAUUAAAUUAAAUAAUGUUAGUAUUAUAGAUAAUACAGAGGUCUUAAUUAGGAUACCAGAUCUAAUAAAAACAUCCCGCUUAAAUUCAACACAACCUUUAUUAAAAUUGCCAUUUUUUGAUCAAAAUCCAAAUAUAUGUCCAGCGAGAUGUUUGAUUUCUUACAUUAACAAAACCAGGUCUCUGCGGUCAGGUGAUCAUGACAAUUUAUUCAUUAGUUACAGAAGACCUCACUCGAAAUUAUCAUCCCAGCGACUAAGCCAUUGGAUUAAGGACACACUAAAACAGAGUGGUUUAGAUACCACCAUAUUCGGUGCACACAGCACCCGGCACGCGGCUACAUCCAGAGCCAACUCGCUCGGCAUAAGCUUAGAUGUGAUUCGAAAAACGGCGGGUUGGACUCCGUCCUCCUCCGUGUUUGCUAAAUUCUAUAAUAGGGAAAUUGCAGUCGACCACAAAAAUCAAUUUGCUCAAGCAGUUCUGUCUUGUACUUCACACACUAAUUAAAAUUGUUUAAUAAUGCUAAAUAUAAAUAAGAUACCUAGUUUAUUUUUUCGUUUCGAAAUAAAAUGUUGAAAUAUUUUUUCUUUUUUGUAUUAAUAUUAUUUCUCUCAACAUCUACAACAUGUAAACAAAUCGCUAAGAAUGAAGCUAGGAAAUAUAAUUAAUGAUCAAACGAACUUACCUGUACGUGAAGUUCGAUCAUAAUUAUAUGAGUAGCUUCAUUCGACGCGAUUAUUAAUAACCCUCCCAAUAAAUUCCCACCCCAUACAAAAAAAAAAAAAAGCUUUUAACGAAUAUGAAUAUCGGGGUACACGGUAUGGAUCGGGGAACUGAGGAGUGUUGCCAGUAGGGGAUUUUUAAACCUCCCUACUUUAAAUAUCCGUGCAAGGCUGUGACGUGAGCCCAGCUACAACAUGUAAACAAAUCGCGUCGAAUGAAGCUACUCAUAUAAUUAUGAUCGAACUUCACGUACAGGU
Messenger RNA from Leguminivora glycinivorella, 1704 nucleotides. RefSeq lists its product as uncharacterized. The record is from RefSeq and is a predicted model, not a curated record. The coding region runs from base 197 to 1231 and encodes 344 amino acids. Gene Ontology annotation, biological process: DNA integration; DNA recombination. NCBI's taxonomy places the organism in Eukaryota, Metazoa, Arthropoda, Insecta, Lepidoptera, Tortricidae. The transcript has 2 exons. Gene Ontology annotation, molecular function: DNA binding.